GCAGGUGGCGCAUUGGCGGCGGCGGGCAACGGCACUGCACGCGGUGCUCUAGCGCGCCUACGCGUCCCCGCCGAGUCGCGGCGUCCCUCGGUGCGGCCCUCACCUUUCUUCUUGUCCUCCCAUCGCUCGGGCCCCAGGAUGGGCGCGCGCGCCUCGGGCCGGCCCCGGGCCCGGGCUGGGCUAUGGCUACUGCUGCUGCUCGGGCUGCUGGUCCCGAGCGCGCAGGGGGCGAGGGGCCGCGGAGGCACGGAGAAGAACAGCUACCGCCGCACUGUCAACACCUUCUCGCAGAGCGUCAGCAGUCUGUUCGGCGAGGAUAAUGUGCGCGUUGCUCAGAAGUUCUUGACCAGGCUGACCGAGAGGUUCGUGCUGGGGGUGGAUAUAUUUUUGGAAACUGUGUGGAAAGUGUGGACGGAGAUCCUGGAUGUUUUGGGACUUGACGUCUCGAACAUGUCCCAGUAUUUCAACCCCGCCUUGGUGGCUAGCAGCCCAGCCCGCGCCAUCAUGCUGGUCGGCGUCGUCCUCCUGGCCUACUGGUUCUUGUCUCUCACCUUGACCUUCACGUUCAGCAUCCUGCACGGGGUGUUCGGCCGCUUCUUCUGGAUCGUGCGCGUCCUCCUGUUCUCCAUGUCCUGCGUGUACAUCCUGCACAAGUACGAGGGGGACCCCGAGAGCGCGGUGCUGCCCCUGUGCUUCGUGGUGGCCGUCUACUUCAUGACCGGGCCCGUGGGCUGCUACUGGCGGGGCGGCCCCGGCGGCCCCAGCGUGGAGGAGAAGCUGGAGCACCUGGAGAACCAGGUCCGGGUCCUCAACAUCCGCCUCAGCCGCGUGCUGGAGAGCCUCGACCGCGCCAACAGCAAGUGACAACCAGCCAGCCGGCCGGGUCCCCUCACACCGGCGCCCUCUCUCCGAAAACAGAAGAAGAGGCGGAAGAAAAGGACGGCGAACCCCAAACAAUCUUAAUAAACGUUCCUGAGCAAGAGAGGGGGCGCUCUGUGAGGGUGUUUCCGGCCACUCCCAGCCUCUCAGGACACAUUCCGAGAGCAAGGACGCACUCCUCCGAGUAGAGCUACCUGCCAGGUGUUGUUAGUGGGAGAGAUAUUUUUUAAACAAAGGAUAUAACCAUAUUAGCUGUACAGUCAGAGAAGUUUAUCUGCAUAGAGCAUAGAGUUAAUUUUUUCAAGCAUUUAAAUACAUCUUUUGUAAGGUUUUUUAAUAAAGGCAGACCUGAGUCGAGUUUCUUAAAAACUUUACGUAGAGGGGAAAGAAUCUGCAACUUGGACACUUGAGAAGAGUUAAGUGUGUGUUUUUGCAGUGUAGGUGUUGGGGGGAGGUCUGUGUGCACUGUUUCCAUGUUCCUACAAGGUGAGUGCGGAUUUUCAUGGUAAUUCUGGGCUGAUGGUGACUGAGCUGAUGAACGUUGUGGCUUCUGAGUGUAGACGGUUGGGCUUGAGGGUGGAACCGAACGUCUCUCGUAGGGACCCUGGCCAAGCCCCCGUCCUGCACUUGGAUGGAUUUUGAGCUGCACAUUCGGUAGAGAACCGUCCCCAGCUGUCCUGCCUCAGGAAUCUCUUGGCGGCUCUCACCUUGCCGCUGGCUGGCUGGUUCUGUGUGGGAAGGACUUGCUGCUCUCGAGGGCUUUUGUGCUUAUUGGCUGCCUUUUGUCUUUGGUUGGCUCAGGACCCCAGAGGGAAAAAGGACCAUAGCAGGUGAUAGCAUUUCCAAGCCUCGCGAUGCUCAUAAAGCACCUCCGGGAUUGUAAACAGCAGACAUGAGCCUGGGAGGAGAUGUGAAUUGUUUCUUCUGAAAUUGUUACGAUACCCGUGCUAGGGGCUUUGUGUCAGGGGUCUGUGGUGUCUUUGUGGUUUGAGGUGGUCUCCAGGGGCAGAGAGAGGUCCAAGCAGGACAGCUGUGGGCGUUUGCUUGGGGGUGGGCGGGGGUUGCGUGGCUCGGGUCAGAGGCUGGUGGUAAUGCCCCCUCCCAGGACCCCCAGGCAUGUUGGCAUUCCCCAGAGAACAGGACACAGAAAGGAAGCCCCGCUGUUGCCGAAUGUGGUUUUGAAGGCUGCUGGGGACCCCCAGUGUCUCCAUAGCCCUCCCUGGCACACCUCCGCACCCUAGCAGUCAGCCCCCACCCGAGCCCCCUCCCUGUCUGGUCAGGCAGAAGCAAGGCCUGUGGUCCACGCUGCAGUAACUCAGUCCCCGGCCAGCCCCGGGACGGUGCUCCCAUGAGGUUUUAGCUGGAAAACAGAAGCAGGUGUUUCUGAGGGGUCGUUAGGAAACGUUUCUUCUACAGGUGCACAGCGAGGGCCCUUGGUCUCCCUCCUCCCGUGUGCUGGGCGGAUGUGGGUUCCCCGGCACUUGAAGCCUGGGCUCUCUGGCUUGCCGCUGCCCACCCAGUUUUGCCAUUGAGAUACUUGUGAGUGAAUGUGUUUUAGCACCAAGCAUGGAGGACUUUGGUGGGGGGGGCCACCGGGUCCCCCCAUUUCUGUGUGUGCACUCAACUUGCUUAGGUACAAAACAUGGCUUUGCGUAUGCUGACCAGGAGGGGAUUGGCACAUUCUGCACAAAACUUUUUUUUAAAAGAUAUUAUUUAUUUUUAGAGCAAAGGGGAAGGUGGAGAGAAAGAGAAGGAGAGAAAUAUCAACAUGUGGUUGCCUCUUGCGUGCCCCUUACUGGGGACCUGGACCACAGCCCAGGCAUGUGCCCUGACUGGGAAUCGAACUGGUGACCCUUUGGUUCACAGGCCGGUGCUCAGUCCACUGAGCCACACCAGCCAGGUCUGCAGAAAACUUUUAAGUCUUAAACUCUCACUGGCCUGGGUGUGAUGGUCACUCCAUUCCCCGUCCUGCCCUCGCACCUGAACCCUGAAGGGCCCUGCGCUGGCCUGAGGUCCAGGUAAGAAAGCCAUUUUAGCUCUCGGAAAACCGAGGGAGCCUUCUCCACACCCCCAGACCAGCCACCAGCAUAACUGAAAAUUGAGGUUGAGACUUUGCUCCCUGCCUACCACGUGGGCCCUGGAGGCCCUUUUUACAGUCAGGGAGUGCUCCAGGGACAGAUGUCUGUCAGUCUGCAUCAGAAGGAGCCUCACUUCAUGGGGGUCGCUUCAGGGUAGGACCUCGUCUGAGAUUCUGAUGGAAAUCCUUGGUGUUAGGGCUGAGGGACUCUUGCUUUUUAAUGCAGAAGCUUGACUUUUGUUGGGGCUUAUUCUCUGUGGGGGUCCACAGAGCUGGGGGAUUUCCUUUCUCCAUUCCAUGGAAGCCCAGAGGGUGUUUGGCCUCCCCCCACACACACACCUCUUUCUCUUUUUCUCUCUUUUGUACAUGGAGAAAUGUAUUUUUGUACCAUUAUCUCAUACCUUGAAGAGACCUUUUUUAAUCUUCAGGGCUGUAGAAUAUAUUAGUGUAACAUUCCAUUUAGUGGGAUACAAAAACAUCCUGGCAAGAGCUACCAUGGAUCUGUUCCAAGUGAGACUCAGUUUUUUAAAUAAUCAGUGUUAAUUUCCUGAUAUUUCAGUAUCACAAUGAAUUCCAAGGACAGAAACUAGUCCAGAAAAGGAAAGGACCAACUGUCUCCCAAUUGCUGGGUUCGUGGGGAUGCUUGGGGACCGAUGUCUAGAAUGUUGUCUUACCUGACACUCGAGAAAAAGAUGCUUUCAGGGGGGCAAAGCCUGCUCUAAUUCCUUAAAUACAUUCCCGGACACCAGUCAGCAUUCCCCGCCUUCUGGGGUCUUCUGCUUCACGUUGCAGGGGUACCACAUGUCAUUUCCACAAAAGAAGGCACGGCAACAGAACUUGAAAGCUUGUCUUGUGCAUUGUGUCGGGGUCUUAACUUAUAAAGGUGACCACACAGUGACACACACAGGGGUUAAUGCCACUGAAAGAAGGAUUUUAAUACUCAGGUCCCUGAAGCCACUCAGGGCCCCACGAAGCCUGUCCCAGGCAGCUAAGCCGGGAGAGGGGCCCUGGGGUCUGCGCUGGCACCCUCUGCUGGGUGCCCGUGUGGGUCAGGGUCUGUAUUUGGGAGGGUCAGGACUUUUGGGCAUCCACCAGGGCUGGCUCUCGGGGACCACAGGGACUUUGUCCGUUAAUCCGUCUCUGAUUCAGCAGCCUUACGGAGAGAUUGGGAAUGACAUGUCAAACAGCCAAUGCAGACUCUCAGAAUCCUACCUGGCUUCAUUCCCACGCUGCCUGCUACUUAAGAUGUGUUUGAUGACUGACAUCCAUCUGCCUUAGGGGUCGGUGCCGCCACCUUCAUCCUGCUGGGGUUUGAAGUGGCUGACUCAAUCAGAAACGCAGCCCUCGGCCACCCGGGUGUCACCUGCCCCAGCUUUAUUUUUCUUUUAAAUGACAGAUCACUAUUCUGUGGAGUUUUUGUUUAUGGCCACCGGAGUAGUUGGACUUUUGCACCUCACUUGUGAAUAAUAGAAUUCUAUAUCUUUUGCAGGAUCUAACACGGUACCUGUAAAGUUAGUGUUAGGCAGCCAUGGAUACGAUGUACAAUAUCUGAGAAAAACAGGCUUCGGUCUGCAUUUGAACUCUGCCCUCUCCUCUCCCAUGACAGCUUGUCGCGCAGCAGGUACACCGAGACCAGAUGUUCCCUCAUAAUGGCAUCUAAGCUGAUUGUCACUUGCGUCAUGUGAUGAGCACUCGUGGCCGCUAGGGGCGUUCGCGACCACAUGUUCCCAUGUCUUUUUGCAGAUUUAAAGGUUGUAGUGUUUAAUUGAGUAUCUGCAUGUGUUUUGAAUCUCUGAGUACUGUAAAUUAAUUGAUUCCUUGUGAUGGUGACGGUGACUAGCGCUCAGCUCGAAGUCACUGAAGCAACUUCCCUCCUCCUAACCGGAAAUCAUACGUGUGAGGCACGCUGCCCAUUGUCUGCCGUGCACUCACGAUUUGGUUCUGAUUUUGUGUACCUGGCUAUGAAUUUGAUAGAGCAUUUAAUUUGGCGCUUCACAUAAAUCCAUCUGAUCUGAAUAUAGUGGUGUGUGUGUGUGUGUGUGUGCGUGUACAUGCGUGGUGUGCGCAGUUCAGCCCCAUGAGCUUUGAGAAACUGAUUCUACAAAUAUCAUGUAUAGACAUAAAUGUAUAAGGCUUAUUUUUUUAAUUUAAUUUUUUUGGCAAAGCGAUACAUUCCUGUUAUUUAUUGAAUAACUGGCUUUGGUGAUAUGUAGAGAUAUUUGUAGA
Artibeus jamaicensis (Jamaican fruit-eating bat) is the source of this 5182-nucleotide messenger RNA. RefSeq names its product BRI3 binding protein (gene BRI3BP). Bases 139 to 864 code for a protein of 241 amino acids. The record is from RefSeq and is a predicted model, not a curated record. Gene Ontology annotation, cellular component: mitochondrion. The transcript has 3 exons. Lineage: Eukaryota; Metazoa; Chordata; Mammalia; Chiroptera; Phyllostomidae.